CGGCGGGGCCGCGCGGGGGCCCAGGCGGCCAUGGAGGGGCUGGCGGGGUACGUGUACAAGGCGGCCAGCGAGGGCAGGGUGCUCACCUUGGCCGCGCUGCUGCUCAACCGCUCCGAGAGCGACAUCAAGUACCUGCUGGGCUACGUGAGCCAGCACGGCGGGCAGCGCUCCACACCCCUCAUCAUCGCCGCCAGGAACGGCCACGCCAAGGUGGUGCGGCUGCUGCUCGAGCACUACCGCGUGCAGACACAGCAGACCGGCACCGUCCGCUUCGACGGCUUCGUCAUCGACGGGGCCACGGCGCUGUGGUGCGCGGCGGGCGCCGGCCACUUCGAGGUGGUGAAGCUGCUGGUGAGCCACGGCGCCAACGUGAACCACACCACGGUGACCAACUCGACCCCGCUGCGGGCGGCCUGCUUCGAUGGCAGGCUGGACAUCGUCAAGUACCUGGUGGAGAACAACGCCAACAUCAGCAUCGCCAACAAGUACGACAACACCUGCCUGAUGAUCGCGGCCUACAAGGGCCACACGGACGUGGUGCGGUACCUCCUGGAGCAGCGCGCCGACCCCAACGCCAAGGCCCACUGCGGCGCCACCGCCCUGCACUUCGCGGCCGAGGCCGGGCACCUGGAGAUCGUGAGGGAGCUGGUCAAGUGGAAGGCGGCCAUGAUGGUCAAUGGCCACGGGAUGACCCCGCUCAAGGUGGCCGCCGAGAGCUGCAAGGCCGACGUGGUGGAGCUGCUGCUGGCCCAUGCCGACUGCGACAGGAGGAGCAGGAUCGAGGCGCUGGAGCUGCUGGGCGCCUCCUUUGCCAACGACAGAGAAAACUAUGAUAUAUUGAAGACUUACCACUAUUUAUAUUUAGCGAUGCUGGAGAGGUACCGGGACAGCGAGAGCGUCAUCGAGAAAGAGGUUCUUCCACAGAUCGAGGCCUACGGGAACAGGACUGAAUGCAGGACCCCUCAGGAAUUAGAGUCUAUUAGGCAGGACAGAGAUGCCCUUCACAUGGAAGGCCUCAUCGUGCGGGAGAGAAUUCUGGGCUCGGACAAUAUCGACGUUUCUCACCCCAUCAUUUACCGGGGGGCGGUCUAUGCGGAUAACAUGGAGUUUGAGCAGUGCAUCAAGCUGUGGCUCCAUGCCUUGCACCUAAGGCAGAAAGGCAACAGGAACACCCACAAGGACCUCCUGAGGUUUGCUCAGGUCUUUUCCCAGAUGAUCCACUUGAACGAGCCCGUCAAAGCCAAGGACAUCGAGAGCGUGCUGCGGUGCAGCGUCCUGGAGAUAGAACAGGGCAUGUCCCGCAUCAAAACCACGCAGGACUCCGACAUCCACACGGCCCUGGACAACUACGAGUGCAACAUCUUCACCUUCCUCUACUUGGUCUGCAUCUCUACCAAGACCCAGUGCAGCGAGGAGGACCAGUCGCGCAUCAACAAGCAGAUCUACAACCUGAUCCACCUGGACCCGCGCACGCGGGACGGCUCCAGCCUGCUGCACCACGCCGUCAACUCCGGCACGCCCGUGGACGACUUCCACACCAACGACGUGUGCAGCUUCCCCAACGCCCUGGUCACCAAGCUCCUGCUGGACUGCGGCGCCGACGUGAACGCCGUGGACAACGAGGGGAACAGCCCCCUGCACAUCAUCGUCCAGUACCACCGGCCCAUCAGCGACUUCUUGACGUUGCACUCCAUCAUCAUCAGCCUGGUGGAGGCCGGUGCCCACACGGACAUGACCAACAAGCAGAAGAAAACCCCUCUGGAUAAAAGCACGACCGGGGUGUCCGAAAUACUCCUUAAAACUCAAAUGAAGCUGAGUCUCAAGUGCCUGGCUGCCCGCGCCGUGCGGAUCUACAACAUCAGCUACCAAAACCAGAUCCCCAGAACUCUGGAGGAGUUUGUGAAGUUCCACUAGGCCGUGUCAAACCUUUCGUGGUGGUGCUACCCCGGGACGACACCAGACAGCAGAAUACACACGUGUACACGAAGUUGUUUUGUUCCAUUCCUUUGGUUUUGAGUUCCUCUGGAUUCAGUCUGCAGCCUCAGUUCUCGUGCAGAUCUUGGAAGGGGGGGAGGGAAGAAAAAAAGCCACAUCAUUUUCCUGUAGUCGAAUCUGAUGUUUUGAGAUUUUGGUCGUUUCUUUUGAUUAAAAGAAUCGCUUCGUUAUCUCUUGGUUUUAUAAACAAAAUGAAAAGAAUCCCCAUGUAACUCGUGUAGAAUGUUUUGUUCCCAAUCCACAUCUCCACUCACCAUUUGCAGAUUUUAAAACUCCUCGGAGUGAGGUGGGAAAGAAAAAUUGCAAAGCCUGUGGUAGUUGGUUAAAAGUGAAGUCUCGACACCCAGAGCAGGUCGGUGCUCUCAUACCUCACCAUCUCUUUAUGCCUUUCAGUUCAUGCUGGAGAUGUUGGUAACGUUCCAAAGUUUCAUUUCACGUUGAAUUAAAUUUUGAACGGCAGUUAUCAACAGCUACAGACGUGGGGGAUGCUCUGUUAGGAAAUACAGGUUUAAAUUCAGCUCUGACAUGUUUUUCUAGUGGUAGCUGAUGCAUCAAGCUCUUCAUUUACGCUCCUGCAGUAAGUGUUGAAUAACUUUUGAGCUAAAAACUUGCACAUUGACCAAAAAACACCCGGAAUCAUGGUUUCUUUUUAUAUAAAGAUCAUGCAUGGAUACCUAGAAAAUCGAUGGGGUAUUUGUGUUUGUGUGUGUCCCAACAUUUCAAAAUGCUUUUUAACUCGUUUUUCUUUCUGUCCUUUCAACGAUCAACGUGCACCUUUUUUUUUUUUUUUUUUUUUUUUUUGACUCAAAGUACGUAAAAAAAACUGCACUCCUGGAUUCCAAACGCUGUACCUUCCUAACGGAGCAGUCUGUGUCGCCAAAGAGAGUCUUCCCUUGAAACUGGCUUUUCCAGGAAGCGUGGAGUCCGUGCCUCCCCGAAUUGGACUUAGGAUUUUUCAUGGUUUUUACUCCUUUCAUUAGGAAAAAAAAAAAAAUCUCUAUUAACGCUGAUUUUUACAAAAUUUCCCUAUCAUAAAUGUCUUUUAUGAUAAGCAACUGAUUGUACAACGCCGCUGUUGCUCGAGAACGUGCUUCUCCUUGGUAGAAGUUGCAGAUGCUCCAGCAGUAAAAUGUCACUUGUUUUGACAGGCUACUGAAAACUCUGGUUCUUUUAAACGCAGCUUUUUAACUGUCAGAUGAUGAAAGAAUGUUCUGUAGGUUUUUUUUAAACAAUCUGGGUAGAACUUUGAGGCGAGAUUUGGGCACACGUUUCUAUUUGUAUUACAAAUAAAUAAGCAUUGAAUGUGGAA
Pseudopipra pipra is the source of this 3304-nucleotide messenger RNA. RefSeq names its product fem-1 homolog B (gene FEM1B). Bases 31 to 1914 code for a protein of 627 amino acids. The record is from RefSeq and is a predicted model, not a curated record. NCBI's taxonomy places the organism in Eukaryota, Metazoa, Chordata, Aves, Passeriformes, Pipridae. Gene Ontology annotation, cellular component: ubiquitin ligase complex. The transcript has 2 exons. Gene Ontology annotation, molecular function: protein binding. Gene Ontology annotation, biological process: ubiquitin-dependent protein catabolic process.